AUGAUGUAAAAUAAGCAACAAGUAAGUCAACUAAUUGGAAUUCAUUAACAGAUGGCUCAGUUAAAACGCAGGCAAUAAUCAAUUAAAACCAGAAGUGGUAGUGAAGAACCUUAAAGCAAGAGUUUGAAAGAUGCUGCUAGAAAAAUAUAGAGCCGUGCUGAUGAUGAUAAUGAUGAAACUUUAUGUACAAAUGAUGUCUUAGGGUGCAUAUACCACCAAACCAAAUUUAUGGAAAAGACUACUUGUGUCACUGCAGGUUUAUCUAAUAAUACUGAAAAAGAAGCAUUGUGUGAAGGAGCAAAAAGAAACAAUAAAUGUAAUUUGAACUUUAUUUAAUGUGCAGAAAGAGCAUGA
This is a messenger RNA of Paramecium primaurelia, 354 nucleotides long. The record is from the annotation of a GenBank genome assembly. NCBI's taxonomy places the organism in Eukaryota, Ciliophora, Oligohymenophorea, Peniculida, Parameciidae.